Molecule: messenger RNA, 1389 nt
Organism: Trichoderma citrinoviride
Lineage: Eukaryota; Fungi; Ascomycota; Sordariomycetes; Hypocreales; Hypocreaceae
Exons: 3
Coding region: 1-1389 (462 amino acids)
Source: RefSeq, a predicted model, not a curated record
AUGGCGUCUGAACCUUUUCAACUGAGCGAGGUGUUGGCCAUUGCCAAAGCCCAUCCCUUCUACGUGCAGGACAUUCAAUAUCCUCCCGACCAAAAGACCGUUCAGGCGCUGAGAGGAAAGGCAAAGAAUGAGGAAUGUGCAGCAAACGAUGGCUUGUCUUCGCGGCCCAUCAUAUGGAAGAAGGACCUCUACAACACCAUCCAGCGCCUCGUCAACGAUGCUGAUCCUCAUAAUACGUAUCGUCAGAGCGUAUAUGCGAGCAUCACCGGCGGAGGCUUUGGUUCGAAGCCGCUGUUCUUUGGGACGGACGUGUUCGAGAACCGCAGGCAAAGGGCGCAUUUCGGGCAGUUCCUCAGGACGAUUGGGGUCCUCGGACCUGGAGAUUGGGCGCUGACGACUCAUUGUGCGGGUGAGCUCUACAGGUCUUUGGAUCUCAUGCUUGAAAUCAUGGAAAAUGCCGGGGCCUCGGUUCUCAGCGCCGGCAACUUCAUGCCUCCCCACGAAGUUGCCAAACUGCUGGCCAAAUACCAUAUCAACGUGCUGGUUGGAGACAGCGGCCAGAUUGUCCAGAUGGUGCACCACAUCUCGACCCUCACCGAGGAGGAGCGCGCUCUCAUCAAGCUUGAUAAGAUUAUCUACACCUCCGAGGUGCUCACGUCCGCGCAGAGAGCACACAUCAAGGACACGCUCAAGUCCGUCAAGAUCUAUUCCAUCCUGGGCAGUGCAGAGGCCGGGCCGUGGGCGGCAAGCAGCCCCGACAUUACCGGGCGCGAGAGCACGACGAGCGAGGAGGACCUGAUUUUUGACACGAGGGCGAUGCUGCUCGAGGUCUUUCCGUCGUCGCUUGCUCCGGGCGAUGAGACUGCUCAGCCGCUGCUUGAAGGAGAGUCGGGUAUGGUUGUGCAGACGUCGCUUUCGCGUCUGCGAAAUCCGCUAGUAAGAUAUGUUACUGGCGAUAUUGGAUCGGUUCAUCGUCUGCCUGAGUCUUCACGGGACAAGAUUCCCGCGGAAGACUGGCCGUAUCUUCGCAUUCUUCGACUGCAAGGGCGUGACAGGCGAGUCAGCUUUGACUGGGACGGGGAGUACAUCCAGUUUGAGGACAUGGCCGCAUUGCUGAACAAUGAAGAGUGCGGCGUCUUGCAGUGGCAGAUCAUUCUGGACAAGUUGGAGCCGUCGCUGGAGUCGUGUUUGGAGGUUCGGCUGAUGUGCUCGCCGCGGACGUCGAGGGUGCUUUCGCAGGAGGCGCUGAUUGCGCGGAUCAAGAAGUUUUUGCAUGUUAAUUCGACGAAUGAGCAUCGGUUCAAGACUACUUUUGUUGAGGAGCUGGAUGGCUUUGUGAGGAGCACGACUGGGCGAAAGGUUAUCAAGUUUGUUAACCGGUAUAACUAG